Molecule: messenger RNA, 1744 nt
Organism: Hypomesus transpacificus
Lineage: Eukaryota; Metazoa; Chordata; Actinopteri; Osmeriformes; Osmeridae
Product: cytochrome P450 2K1-like
Exons: 9
Coding region: 72-1583 (503 amino acids)
Biological process (GO): xenobiotic metabolic process
Cellular component (GO): intracellular membrane-bounded organelle; cytoplasm
Molecular function (GO): iron ion binding; heme binding; oxidoreductase activity, acting on paired donors, with incorporation or reduction of molecular oxygen, reduced flavin or flavoprotein as one donor, and incorporation of one atom of oxygen
Source: RefSeq, a predicted model, not a curated record
GACUGCUCAGGUUUCUGAGAGCAUUAGUGAGUGUCAGGUGUAAAGGUUCAAUGUUUAGUGUGUGGUGAACCAUGUCUGUGUUGGAUAGUGUUGUUCUCCAGACUCCCAACUUGGUGACUCUGCUGGGGACUGUGGUGUUUCUGCUGCUCCUCUACCUCCUCUCCUGCAGCUCUCAGGAACAGGGGAAGGAUCCUCCAGGACCCAGACCACUACCUCUGCUGGGGAACUUACUGAUGCUGGAUCUUAGCAGGCCCUACCAUGGACUCUUUGAGCUCUCCAAGAAAUAUGGAUCUGUGUUCACAGUCCAUUUUGGACCCAAGAAGGUUGUAGUCUUGGCAGGAUAUAAGACAGUCAAGAAGGCUCUGGUCAACCAUGCUGAGGAGUUUGAAGAUAGAGACAUCAUUCCCAUAUUCCAUGACUUAACCAAAGGACAUGGAAUCAUGUUUGCUAACGGAGACUCCUGGAGAGAGAUGAGAGGCUUUGCUCUCACUACCCUCAGAGACUUUGGGAUGGGCAAGAAGAUGAGUGAGGAGAAGAUCAUAGAGGAGUGUCAAUACAUCAUUGAAGAGUUUGAGAAACACGAGGGUAAAGCAUUUGACACAACCUGGCCCUUGCACCAUGCUGUCUCCAACAUUAUGGCAGCCAUCUUGCAUGGCAACAGGUUUGAAUACACUGACCCCCAGUUCAAGGGAUUGGUGGACAGAACCUAUGAGACCUACAGUCUACUGGGCACUGCAUCAAUCCAGUUAUACAACACAUUUCCCUGGACGGGUCCCUGGCUGGGAAACUGGAGACGAAUAAUGAAGCUUGCUGACAUCAACAAGGAAGUGAUUAACUCUUUAAUCAGUGGUCUGAAGGAGACUCUGAACUCUCAGAUGUGCCGAGGCUUUGUGGACUCUUUCCUGACCAGACGGCAGCACCUGGAGGAAUCUGGGAGCGAGGCUUCUUUUUACCAUGAUGAUAACAUGGUGAGUUCUGUGGCCAACCUGUUUGCUGCUGGAACAAUCAACACAGGAACUAUGUUACGCUGGGGACUCUUGCUCAUGGCCAAGUAUCCUCACAUACAAGACCAGGUUCAGGAGGAGAUCAGCAGGGUGAUAGGAAGUCGUCAGGUCUUGGUAGAGGACAGGAAGAACCUUCCCUACACUGAUGCUGUCAUCCAUGAGACUCAGAGACUGGCCAACAUUGUACCCAUGUCCCUCCCUCAUGUCACCAGCAGAGAUGUCACCUUCCAGGGAUAUUUUAUCAAGAAGGGGACUUCUGUGAUUCCUCUACUGACGUCAGUUCUGCAGGAUGAGAGCGAAUGGGAGAACCCCCAUACCUUUAACCCCGCCCACUUCCUGGAUGACAAGGGGAAGUUUGUCAAGAGGGAUGCCUUCAUGCCCUUCUCUGCUGGUCGCAGGGCGUGUCCUGGGGAGGGUCUGGCCAGGAUGGAGCUGUUCCUCUUCUUCACCUCUCUCCUCCAACACUUUCGUUUCUCUCCUCCACCCGGGGUAACAGAGGAUGAUCUGGACCUCACUCCAGCUGUGGGCUUAAUCCUCAACCCUUCACCCCACCAGCUGUGUGCUGUCAGACAACUCUAAAUAUUGAGACGAAUAUGUAGACAACCAUGUAAAAACCUCAGUAAACAUGGACGAUAUGUCUCUAUGCUGCAAUGCCUGAAGGUGCAGCUAUAUUAUUUGUUUUUACUUUUAACCAUUCAUGCGAAUUGUGUCAUUAAUAAGGAAUAAAAAUUUAUUUUGUA